AUGAGUAACAAACUCAAAGGCCUGACCUUCGAGGCCAACGAGCCCGCCUUCUUGCGCCGUCUUCGCGGUGAAGCCACCUCCGGGCGGGACGCCUCCCGUCACGAACGCCCCGUUGCCCGUCCGAAACGCGCCAAAGGCGAUGACGAUGACGAUGCGCCGACCUACGUGCUCGAAGACGGGAAUGAAUCACUUUCAAAGGCGGAAUAUGAGGCGCUGAUUGCUGGGAAAGACGCUGACCAAGGACCGGGCGUGGAGGAUGCUGAGAAAGAGGAGGCGUCGACGCAGCAAUCUAAGCACCAAUUGACUGUAGUCGGUGCUGUCUCAAAGAAGAGGAAAGCAGUCAAGGUUGUGCAGGCGAGUGAUGGGGAAGAAGAUGCAGACGUGAAGCCGAAAAAAGCAGUCAAAAAGCCGAAGAAGUCCAAAGCAGUCAAACUGUCUUUUGGGGACGACGAGGGAUGA
Messenger RNA from Mytilinidion resinicola, 459 nucleotides. RefSeq lists its product as uncharacterized. Lineage: Eukaryota; Fungi; Ascomycota; Dothideomycetes; Mytilinidiales; Mytilinidiaceae. The record is from RefSeq and is a predicted model, not a curated record. The transcript is spliced from 2 exons. Bases 1 to 459 code for a protein of 152 amino acids.